Molecule: messenger RNA, 4140 nt
Organism: Topomyia yanbarensis
Lineage: Eukaryota; Metazoa; Arthropoda; Insecta; Diptera; Culicidae
Exons: 1
Coding region: 1-4140 (1379 amino acids)
Biological process (GO): DNA integration
Molecular function (GO): nucleic acid binding
Source: RefSeq, a predicted model, not a curated record
AUGAUUCAUCCGGGUUACGAUGAAAAUUACCCCCGACCCACACCUGACUCUAGAUCUUCCAGAUUUGAGCAACCAACUCGGGCUGCAGUGCACCUCACUCAUUGCGAUGAUGAACCCGUUGAACCUGUCAUUUCUGCCACGACUACCGUUUGCCAACCCGAUUCCAUAAGCUGCACACCGUUAAGAACUCGAGGGAAGAAUGUUAUUCUGCCCACUGCCGUGGUUAUUAUCGUGGACUGCUAUGGCAAAGAACACUUUGCACGAGCUAUUCUAGAUUGCGCCUCACAGGCCAGUUUGAUAACGGAGCAAAUGGCUCAACUUCUUCGACUGAAACGAACCAAAAUGAGUAUGCUCGUAAAUGGAGUAGGAGAUCAACCAAUGCUGGCAACAGAAUCUGUGGCAACUCAGAUUCGUUCCAGAAAGAAAAACUUCACAAGCGACAUUGAAUUUAUUGUUCUAAAAAAAAAUAUCCCGAAGCUACCUGGUCAAAGCUUUCCUGUUGACCACUGGAACAUCCCCGAUGAUUUGUUUUUAGCGGAUCCCGGAUUUAAUAGAAGCAGUAGCAUUGACUUGCUUAUCAGCAACGAGCAUUUUUUCACGUUUUUUACGUCCGCUGGUAGAAUCGAACUUUCCAAGUCAUUGCCAUUAUUGGUCGAAAGUGUUUUCGGAUGGCUCGUAUCAGGUGCUGCGAACUCCGGAAAGCCUCCAAAUGAUGCGUUCAUGUACAACAUCUUAGCCGUACCAUUAGUAUCACUCGAAGCAAAACUGGAAAGAUUUUGGAAAAUGGAAGAAUUACCUGUUAGAUCUGAUCGUUCUCCACAAGAAAAGGAAUGCGAAGAAUUCUAUGCUAGAACUGUUUCUCGAAUGCCGGAUGGACGGUACGUUGUUCGCCUUCCACGACACCCGAAUUUUGGGGCAAUGCUGGGUCACUCUAAAGCAAUGGCAGAAAAACGGUUUGAACUGCUUGAACGAAGGUUAGAAAGGUCACCACAGCUAAAAAUGGAAUAUCAUAAAUUUAUGGCGGAAUAUCUUUCCCUUGGGCACAUGCGUCUGGUUGAAAAUGGAGAUCGCAACACUACGGUAGCAUGUUAUCUUCCGCAUCACUCCGUCAUUAAAGAAGCUAGUACCACCACUAAAGUGCGAGUCGUAUUCGAUGCCUCUGCCAAAACCACCUCCGGUUUCUCGCUCAAUGAGUCAUUGCUCGUUGGUCCUGUCGUGCAAGACGAUCUCAUCGCUAUCAUUCUGCGAUUCCGAACAUACCCCGUUGCACUUGUAGCUGACAUCGAAAAAAUGUACCGCCAGGUUUUGCUCCAUCCCGAAGACACAGCACUACAGCGCAUUUUAUGGCGUUUCAGCCCAGAGCAACCAGUUCAAACAUAUGAGUUGCUGACUGUGACGUACGGGAUGGCUCCAUCUUCUUUCUUAGCCACACGCACGUUACAGCAGCUUGCAAAUGAUGAAGGGUUAGCAUUUCCAAACGGUGGGCCAGCUUUACGGAAGGGGUUUUAUGUCGAUGACUUCAUUGGAGGGGCAACAACAAUAUCAAAGGCGAUAUGCGUGCGCAACGAACUCAUCGAGCUGCUUGGAAAAGGAGGAUGCAGCAUACGCAAAUGGGCAUCAAAUGAACAGCGGGUAUUAGAGGAUCUAAAUGCAGACAAAAUAGCUGAAAUGACAGAACGUCGAUUCGAUACUGAAGAAACCGUUAAAACUCUCGGCAUAUGCUGGGAACCUUCACGCGACACCCUUCGGUUUGAUCCUGAAUUACGACAGAAAGCAAGCAAACCAACAAAACGCUCAAUUCUUUCAGCCAUUUCGCAGCUAUUUGAUCCGCUGGGACUAGUUUCGCCUGUGAUUAUACGUGCCAAGAUCAUAAUGCAGCAACUUUGGUCAUUACCUUGCGGCUGGGAUGACGAAGUUCCGGAACCAAUCGUAUUGAAAUGGCAAAACUACGUUGAACAGCUCCAGAAACUUUCCCUAUUUCGUGUUGAUCGCUACGCCUUACUCCCAAACUCAAGUGUGCAGCUACAUACCUUUGCCGAUGCUUCGGAACAAGCGUAUGGUUGCUGUAUUUAUGCUCGCGCAAUCGACACUCACGGUAAUAUUCGCGUGCAGCUAUUGGCCUCUAAAUCACGCGUGGCACCAUUGAAGCGAGUUACCCUUCCCCGCCUUGAAUUAUGCGCAGCAGACUUAGGAGCGAAACUCCACAACUGUGUCGUGACAGCUCUCAACAUCGAAGUGGCGGCUUCCUACUUCUGGUCAGACUCCAUGGUCACGCUACAAUGGUUAAAGGCGCAGCCAAGCACAUGGAAAACAUUUGUCGCUAAUAGAGUCUCUGAGAUACAGACGAUGACACAGGGAUGUCUUUGGAAUCAUGUAGCUGGCAAACAAAACCCCGCAGACAUAGUUUCAAGAGGAAUGGAAGCAGAUGAAUUUUUAGCCAGCAAACUGUGGACCAACGGACCCGACUGGCUUGCUUGGCCAGAAAACUUUAUGCCAGUCACAAAUAUUCCUGACUAUCCCGAGCAAGGAGCAGAACGUCGAAAGCAGCAGAUAAUUGCAGUAGUUAAUUUGCAGCCAGCCCACAAUCCUUUAUUCGAUAUAUGUUCUUCCUACAACCGUCUAGUCCGUAUAGUUGCAUACUGCCCCAGAUUUGUAAAAAACGCACGAGCAAAAACCCGUUCCCAGCCGAUACCUAUUGCCGAUCCGCUAUCCAGUCUGCUCUUAUCAGUCCAGCAUACAACUGCAGCAAACAUACGGCUAAUCCAAUUAGCUCAGGCAGAUGCAUUCAAACAAGAGAUAUGCGAAUUGAAAUCUGGCAAAUUUCUUUCGAAGCGCUCACACAUUCGCGCCCUAUGUCCAUUCAUCGACCCGGAAGGUACCAUCCGAGUGGGAGGGAGACUACGACUUUCAGAACAACCAUACAUAACCAAACAUCCUAUCCUCCUACCAAACUUCCAUCCAUACGCUCGCAUGAUAGCCAAGUGUUAUCAUCUGAAAUUAAUACACGGUGGAAGUCGGUUGACACUUGCCUCCUUGCGAGAGAGUUACUGGCCAGUCAACGGAAGAAGAUUGGUUCGAAGUGUGUUGCGAAAUUGCUUCCAGUGCGCCCGAGCCAGUCCUGUUCCCGUCGCUCAGCAGAUGGGACAACUACCUGUCCAUCGAGUCACCGCAAGCAGACCGUUCACAACAACAGGCGUCGAUUUUGCUGGCCCCGUGUAUUUGAAGCCGAUCCAUAAGCGCGCCGCUUCUGUCAAGGCUUACAUUUGCAUCUUCAUUUGUUUCUGCACAAAGGCUGUCCAUAUAGAGUUAGUCAGCGACCUAUCCACACAAGCAUUUCUGUCUGCACUUCGUCGUUUAAUCUCUCGUCGUGGUCGGCCUACUAACAUCUAUUCGGACAACGGCAAGAAUUUCGAGGGAGCGAGAAAUGAACUAGACGAAAUACGCCGCAUGCUGCACGACAACCGAAACACUAUACACGACGCUUGCUUAAAGGAAUGUAUCACCUGGCAUUUCAAUCCACCAAAGGCUCCACAGUUCGGUGGCCUAUGGGAAGCAGCAGUGAAAGUGGCCAAAAAGCAAAUGUACCGACAGUUGGGAAACACAAGACUAAAUUUCGAAGAUAUGGCAACGUUACUAGCUCAAAUAGAAGCUAGCAUGAACUCGCGCCCGCUAGUACCGAUGACGGAAGAUCCGAACGAUAUUUCCUGUUUAACACCCGCUCACUUCUUGAUCGGUGCCAGCUUGCACACACUACCGGAGCCCGACAUUCGUCAUAUUCCAAUGGGCAAAUUGGACCACUACCAGCACCUGCAAAGAAUUAAUCAACAGUUUUGGCAAUGUUGGCGGACAGAGUACCUGCAAGAGCUUCAACGUAUGACAAAGACCUGCAAUCCGAAUACCGACAUUCAGCCAGGGCGAUUAGUCGUGAUUGUGGACGAAUUUCAAAUCCCCGUAAGGUGGCCUCUAGCAAGAAUCCUUUCCGUGCAUCCUGGGAAAGAUAACCUCACUCGCGUGGUGUCACUCAAAACGAGCCGCGGGAUCAUCAAACGCCCGGUGACAAAAAUCUGCCUGUUACCUUUGGACACUGUCGGCGAACUACCACCAGAGGAACAACUAAUCCAGUCCAACGGGUCCAAGUAA